AUGGCUCAACCUCAGCAGCAGAUGCAGGUGCAGGUGCCGCCUCGCGCGUUCUCUCCGCCGCAGCACUCCCCCUCGCCCGCCGCGUCGCAGUCGAGCUUCGCCCUCCCACCACAGAAACGAAUUCGAACCGACGGUCCCUCGUCCCAGCCCGAGUCGCCGUACGCAACUUCCCCCUACGCUGCCAGUCCAGGUGCUGUAGCUACGCCGCCUGCGACGACAGGAUCUCCUGCAUAUGCGCAAAGUCCUGCUCUGCCCCAGCCGUAUGCUACACCCUACACCAACGGACACACGACGCCUGGCCUGAAUCUUCCAGAUGUGCGACCGAACUCGACACCUCCAAUUCAACACCCUCAACAACAUCAACAGCCCGUACCCCAAUAUACCAACGCAACUAUGACACCUGUCCCUGUGCCUACGCCUGGCCAGUUGAUGCCUCCAACUCCAGGUCCUGGCGUCAUGGGUCCUCCGCAAAGACCAGCAGAACGGCCGACCAAAGACUACGAAUACGAUGUAACAGAUUCGCUUGCUGGCACCGGUAUCGAUCUUCGAGCUGAGGAACAGUAUAUGAACGACCUUUACGCGACCGGGUUCGACGAAGCACGGACAGGGUUUGCCCAUCAGCAGCCAGGAUCCAAGUCGAGCUUUUAUGGAGCGGGACCAGCGAACCAACCAGCGCAAUCUGUCCAAGACCAGCAGCAGGAGCAAUUUGCUGCGCAGCAAGCGGAGAGGGCCUGGUCGGAGUCUUCAAUGCGGCUUGCUCUUCAGCGAACGCAGGAAAUAAGCGAUCCAUUUUUGCUUGUUGCCAUGCUGCAUCGACGUGCGGAUAAAAUCGCACGUGAACACCACUUGGCGCUCAACCUGGAUUUGAAGAACAACAGUCAGACGAUGGGAAAGAUGCGACUUCCGGAACAGUUCCCGGCGCCAAAAGUGACUGUGAAAGUGACACCAGGCCCGGACUCGACGAUGGUUCAUACGACAGGUUCCUACAUUCCACACGACGCUUUUCUGGUAGACCAAUUGGCAUUAAUGUCCAUUGCCACGAAGCAACGACUGCGAGAAUUGGUGGAAGAUGCACACGUGGUAGCAUCAAACCGGCAAAAGACAUCACAUGGUGACAUACCUGAAGACUGGCUACCAGCGGCCGCCCCCAUGAAUGUCGAGCCAUUGGAACCGAUUGAGAAGCCGGCGGAGACGGUUAGCAAUGUCGAUGAAGCUCCUGUGGACGGCGCGGACGGGGAUAGCACGAAUCCGCUGAAGCGCUCUACUGAUGCAGCUGGGCUGACUAACGGCGCACCUCCUGCUAAGCUACCUAAAGUGUCGUCAUAUAUGACAAUCACGAUGCGAGAUCUGGCAAGACAGGAGCGUGAUUGGGAAGAGGCACGGCUUCGCAAGCGUCAACAGCGCAAGGACGGAAUACCAGACUCGGGAACCACGACGUCGCGUGCUGGCAGUGUGGCACCGGGUACUCCUGGUGCUGCCGCGCCGGAAGCUCCUAAAGCCAUGACCAAGAAGGAGAUGAAGAAGAACCAACAAAUCAAGGCAGCGGAAAUCGACAGCCAUCAGAGCCAAAACACUACCAGUAGCAUCUUCGCCGGUCUGGGAGGCAAAGGUGGUCUUUUUGGUAAAAAGAAGACGGGCAAGACCUACGACUGGAUGAACGUCGGACGCGGAGGCAGUGGGGCUAGCACCCCGACCAGAAACGCCCCGGGAGCCGGAAAGGGCUCCGGAGGUGCGGGAGCGGCGCCGUCGCCGGCCAGCAUGGCCAUGACCACGGAAGGACGUAACCGGCUCGGCACGUGGCGAGAAGACAAAGAGAAAGGUCGAAAUAUCCAACUGCGUGACUGGGCGGCAGUACUAGAGAGGGAUGGACGAGAAGGCAAGGCACUCCAAAGAGCUUACUUGCACUUGGACGCGUCAAACCCCAAGUAA
Molecule: messenger RNA, 1929 nt
Organism: Fusarium sp. VM40
Lineage: Eukaryota; Fungi; Ascomycota; Sordariomycetes; Hypocreales; Nectriaceae
Source: the annotation of a GenBank genome assembly